AUGAAAUCCGACAACUUUGAAGCACCCCUGACUGUGAUCUCGUUCACAGGAAACGCAACAGUAACACCAACCCCAAACAGCACACAAAUCUACAAGGACCUACGACCUCAACAACGUGAACUAAAACACAUCUUCAAAUCUAACGACGGCGAACCCUUUGGUAUUGGCACCCUGAGCAUUACGACCACCCAUGACGAUAUUGGAUUGUACUUUGAGAAUUACAACUAUUCACCCUGA
Molecule: messenger RNA, 237 nt
Organism: Linnemannia hyalina
Lineage: Eukaryota; Fungi; Mortierellomycota; Mortierellomycetes; Mortierellales; Mortierellaceae
Source: the annotation of a GenBank genome assembly